AGUUCAUCCUCUGCUGAGAUAUAUAAAGAACAGGUGCGGCUCAGGUGUGUUCUUUAUUUCUUCACCUCUGGAUCCAUUUCCAGGAAACGUAGACUGUAGCUCAUAAAGCUGAGAACUUAAACUCUGGGUCUUUCAGAACAGCGACACGGAAGGGCGCAAAGUGAAGAAAAGGAGAAAACUCUUUACAGCAGUUAAUCUGACGCACAGAAGCAGCUAUGGCUGAAAAUAUGGACGCAAAAAUAGUGAUAAUAGGCUGUGGGAUAGCGGGGAUAGCAGCGGCUCAGAGGCUCAUUGAAUCUGGGUUCACUAAUGUCCGGAUUCUAGAAGCGACUGGAAGAAGCGGAGGACGAAUUAAAUCAAGCAGACUUGGUAAUGCUGUUAUAGAAAUUGGUGCAGCUUUUAUCCACGGUCCAUCUGAAGAGAACCCGGUGUUUUGUCUGGCCCGUGACUAUGACCUCCUGGACCCUAAAGCCCUCACUCCAGAGAAUCAAGCUGUGGAUGUUGAGGAAUAUCCUCCUCUGGUUCCUAACUGGUUCACCAGUUCAGGUCAGAAGGUGAGUCCUGAAACCAUGGAGCCUGCGCUGGAGCUGUUUCAUGAGCUUGUGGGUAAUACUCCACAAUCCAAGACUCACAAAAAAAGAUCCUGGCCAACUGUUGGAGAUUUCAUAAAAUCUGAGGUACGGAGGCGAACAGCAAAGAGGUGGAAAAAUAAAGAUAAGGUCUCCCGACGGCUACUGCUGGGCGCCAUCAGUACCAUGAUGAAGGAGGAAUGCUGUUCAAGUGCUACUCACUCAAUGGAGGAGUUAGAUUUAGUUGGAUUUUCUAUGUACCAGAGUAUAAAAGGAGUGGACUGCACAUUCCCAAGUGGGACUGAGAGCCUAAUCAGUAGCUUGAUGUCAGAGCUCCCCGCUGACUUGGUAUCCUACAGUCGGCCUGUGCGCUGCAUUCACUGGAGCAACAGUGAGAGUGGAGUGAAUGCUGUGACCGUGGAGUGCGAGGAUGGGCAGAGGAUCUCUGCUGAUCAUGUCAUUGUCACUGUGUCUCUAGGAUACCUGAAGAAGCACCACUCCACACUGUUCUCACCUGCUCUUCCCGAUCAAAAGCUGCAGUCCAUUCAGAAAAUAGGAUUUGGAACAUGUGACAAAAUCCAUGUUGAGUUUGAAUCCCCCUGGUGGGAUGCUGACUGUGAGAUCAUCUAUUUAGUUUGGGAUGAUGAGGAAGAUAUUUCUGACCAUGUGUCAGAUAUAAGCAAAACCUGGAUCAGGAAGAUCUCAUCGUUCACUGUGGUGACACCCUCUGAAAGGGGCAACCAUGUUCUCUGCGGUUGGAUUUCUGGACAUGAGGCGGAGCACAUGGAAACACUUCCUGAGGAGGAAGUCAGGCGCUGUAUCACAGAGCUCAUACAUACAUUCACAGGAGACCAUACCAUCACACCAAAGACAAUCGUGUGUACCCGGUGGUUUCAUGAUCCCUGGACGUUAGGAUCCUAUUGCCACCCAGUAAUCAGUUGUUCAGCACAAGAUUUUAAAAACAUGAUGGAGCCAUUGCCUAAGAGAGGAAAGAAACAGCCCCUGCAGGUGUUGUUUGCCGGAGAAGCGACUCAUCCCUUCUACUACUCCAGCCUCCAUGGAGCACUCCUCUCUGGACAGAGGGAAGCUGACAGACUCAUCGCUCACUACUCUUAGACCAGUCUUCUUCAUUCAGACCAGAAAAGUUAAAGAUUGAAAACCCCUUAGUAUAAAAGGAUCUUUCAUGUCCUUUUAAUCAAGUGACACAGAGAUGGAAACAUAUUGUCAUAAAAGUAUGCUGUCAUAAGUCGUCAGUAAAUACCUACAGUAUUUACUGUAGGCACAUAAAGAGGAUCAGCCGGGGCAAAGUUCAGCAACAGGCAGUUAAUUAACCUGGAAAUAUGCAGCAAGUAGCAAACACUCUGUAAUUAAUCUGACAGGGACUGGAUGCAACUGGGUCAAUGGUUCAACUUAAAUUCUUUAAUGUUAUUUGGAAACAAGUUUGUGGAUGGGAAUGAAUAGCAAGGUAAUGGGAACAGAUAGAAAGAGGUUCCUGUUCAGCAGACAGGGCUAGCAGAAACUGUGAGAAAUGUACUAGAAAUAAAAUAUUAUAGAUAAAAUAGCAUGUGAAUAAGUGAAGCAGGAUAACUGAAGAAAUGUCUGUGAGCCUUAGUUUAUUUUUCAUCAAUUUUUCAUCUCCUACAAUAUUGUUCUGGAAGAUGUUAAUUUUGAAAGGGCUGUAAAAGUGGCAUUGAUUACAAAGAAGUAAUAAUUAUAUAAAUGACAUAUUCAUAUUCCAGCAGUUGUCUUUGUGUGUGUGUGCGUGUGUGUGUGUGUAUUUGUAUUAUAUAAAUACAUACAUAAAUACAUAUCAUACAACUAUGUGAA
Molecule: messenger RNA, 2396 nt
Organism: Girardinichthys multiradiatus
Lineage: Eukaryota; Metazoa; Chordata; Actinopteri; Cyprinodontiformes; Goodeidae
Product: peroxisomal N(1)-acetyl-spermine/spermidine oxidase-like
Exons: 10
Coding region: 216-1685 (489 amino acids)
Molecular function (GO): polyamine oxidase activity
Source: RefSeq, a predicted model, not a curated record